Cladocopium goreaui is the source of this 1416-nucleotide messenger RNA. The record is from the annotation of a GenBank genome assembly. NCBI's taxonomy places the organism in Eukaryota, Dinophyceae, Suessiales, Symbiodiniaceae.
AUGAAGAAUCCCACAAAGAUAGAUGGUCCAAAGAAUCUGUACAAAGAGCUUUUGCGUGUUGAUGCACCCAUCCUGAAGGGCAUGGAGGUAUGUGUCAACCAGGAGCGCUUACAUGUGGCCAUAGCUGGUAAGACGAGAUCUAGUACACUCAAGAGGUACAUCAAGGCAUGGAGGGAUUGGCAGUCUUGGAAGAACCUUACAUGGGGAGAGGAAGCUUAUGUCCAUCCUGGCAUGUUUUGUGAGUACCUCUUCAGUCGUUUUGAUGAACCCUGUGGUGCAACAGUCCCCAUUUUCAUCUGCAAGGCUGUGUCAUGGUUUGAGAAGACAGCAGGUUUUGGAGAGGCAUCCAUCGUUUCAACGUCAAGAGCAGUUUGUCAGAUCCGUGAUUAUAUCACAGAGAAACUUGCUGCAGAUACACCCCCUGUCAGAAGGGCUCCAAGGUAUCCUGCAGUGGCGGUCGAAUCCCUAGAGGCUUUGGUGCUGGAUACAGAAAGAACAGUAUGUUUGAGGAUCAUGGCAUGGGUCAAGCUGCUUAAGAUUUGGGGAGCUUUGCGUUUUGAUGAUAUGCAGAAGAUAAAGCCAGCAGACUUGCAACUCACAGGGGGCAGGCUGACGACGACGCUAAGGGUCACCAAGACCUCAGGUCCUGGGAAGAGAGUACAGGAACUUCCAGUGUGCAUUUCGGAGAAAGCAUAUGUUUGGGAUGUUUCUUGGAUUGAAACUGGUUUUCGACUUCUCAAACAGCAUGCAAACUUUGAGCGUGAUUAUUUGCUUCCGAAGUUCAUGGAGAACUGGGCAGGUUUUCAGAUGAAGUAUGCAACAUAUCAGGACGUCUCUUCAUAUGCAUGUCAUUUGAGAAAGAUUCUGCCGAGUUAUUAUGACUUCAAUGCAAUUUUUCCGGAAGAACUUGCAUCUUUCUGGACAGAGCACAGCGAGAGAGCGACGAUGCCGACAGCGUUGGCAAUGCUUGGAGUUGAGACCUCAAAGAGGGAUUUGGUUGGUAGGUGGAAGCCGGAAGCAAGUGAUACCUAUAUCAGAUCUUAUAAUGGACUGGUAGCUCAACUUCAGGGGCUGUAUGGCAAAGCCAUGAGAAAACCUGAUAGAUUCCGUCUCUUGGAUGAAAUUGACGUGGCAGAGAGUGCAGAUGCGUGGUUGAGAAAUAGGAAGACGGAGAUAGUUGAUGCAGAGAGGGCAGAGUUGGUUUCACAGCUUAUGGCGUCCAUGGAUUCCUUUGCAAUCCAUGAUGAAGUAGAAGGGCCUUUAGGAGAACAGUGCGAUACAGAACAGACAGAGGUGCUGGAGGCUCCUCUUCAAGUUCGAGUGAUUCCAGCAGCUGAGUUCAAGAGCAUGGAGAAGGGCAGACGAUUGGAGGGCAUAGUCCUUCUGAUUCUGGAACUCGGGAUGCCAGUGUGGUAG